AUGAUGUGCAUCAAACAUGUCUUGAUCUAUUUCCUCGUCCUUCCCAUACCGGCCGCCUCGCCGGUCUUUCUGCUCCUCUUCGUAGCAUCAGCUUUCAUAGCUAUCAAGCCUUGUGGGUAUUGUUUGUCACUGCUCGCCAUCCUGUUUCUCUCCACUUCACCUCAAUCGCCUUUCCUCCACCCAUCCCUAAACUCAUCUUCUACCUCCUCCCGAAAUUCAACCAGUAUCUACGACCUACCUCUCAGCGCACCCUCACCCAAUCGAACAUGGCUGAACUUGAAUGAAGGUCGAUACUCCUCUCCUAAUUUGGUGGGAUACCAAUUCAUGGAUAAAGCUAUCACCCCGCAACGAUCAGCUGAAAGCGGCAUCAGCUUAUGGAAGAGGAUCUUCGCUUGGGAUCUAGGACAUUCGAUAAAACCCCAAUCACCUUUGGAAAGAGAAAUAACGGGGAAUCUGAUUUUGGAUAGAAUCAUACAACCUUACCUUCGACCUUCACCCUCACCCUCAGCAGCGGCGUCUAUACCUGCAGGAGAAGUCGAGCAGAUACAGUGGAACAAGAGAGAAUUACCCAGGAAUUAUAUCGAUCUUAGUUGGAAAGGCAUUGGGUUCAUCGUUGAUUUCAAUAUGAAGAGGUCGAAUGAAGGGAUUGAAUGGGAGGUUGAAGAAGUACUGGGCAAAGAAUGGGUGAGGCCCACGAGGGAAGAUGAAUUGAGAAAGGCGGAAGUGGUAACGCAUCAAGAGCAGGAAAAGGAGGAGGUUGAUAAACAGAAGGGAAAUGUGAAAGAAGAUACGAGAAAAAUACAAGGCGACAAAAAGAAAUUCUGGAAGAGAAUACCGUUGGUCGGAAGUAAUUGGUAG
Messenger RNA from Kwoniella mangroviensis CBS 8507, 858 nucleotides. RefSeq lists its product as uncharacterized. Bases 1 to 858 code for a protein of 285 amino acids. The record is from RefSeq and is a predicted model, not a curated record. The transcript has 3 exons. NCBI's taxonomy places the organism in Eukaryota, Fungi, Basidiomycota, Tremellomycetes, Tremellales, Cryptococcaceae.